Molecule: messenger RNA, 760 nt
Organism: Phragmites australis (common reed)
Lineage: Eukaryota; Viridiplantae; Streptophyta; Magnoliopsida; Poales; Poaceae
Product: vacuolar-processing enzyme beta-isozyme 1-like
Exons: 5
Coding region: 1-675 (224 amino acids)
Biological process (GO): vacuolar protein processing
Molecular function (GO): cysteine-type endopeptidase activity
Source: RefSeq, a predicted model, not a curated record
AUGGCGUACGGUGAUGGGACAGGUCGUGCGGCCAGGGAAGGCAGGUGUGGAGGCGUUCCACGAUUAGGACAAACACUCAAAGCUCUCACGGUGAAAGCAAGAACCUCAAGCUCGAAUAACCUCAAAGAGGGUUCUCAUGUCAUGGAGUAUGGUGACAAGACCUUCAAGGAUGAGAAGCUUUUCCUUUAUCAAGGUUUUGAUCCUGCUAACACCAUCAUUGCAAACACACUGCUUAGGAUAGGCCCAAACGACGCAGUUAAUCAAAGAGAUGCUGAUCUUCUCUUCAUGUGGAAUAGGUAUGAACAGUUGAAUGGGGGAUCUGAAGAGAAGAUGAGGGUUCUCAGGGAGAUUAAAGUUCCUGUCGCACACAGGAAGCAUCUUUACAGCAGUAUCGAUUUCAUUGGGAAGCUUGUCUUUGGGUUUGAGAAUGGGCCUUCAAUGCUUGAGGCUGUUAGAACCUCUGGUCAACCAUUAGUCGAUGAUUGGGAUUGUUUGAAGAGGGUGGUGCGAAUUUCUGAAUCCGAAUGCGGUUCACUGACUCAGUAUGGCAUGAAGGACAUGGGGGCGUUUGCAAACAUAUGCAACAGUGGUAUCCCUGAGGUCAAAAUGAUGGAAGCAAGCAUGAGCGCUUGCAGCAGUUACAAGUUUACAACUAGGCGAGGUGGAGCCCAGUGACUCAGGGGACAGUCUAUGAGCAAUAGCAAAGAUCCCCGAGAUUUCCUGACAUCCUUUGUGCAAACUUGUGUAAUCUGGGACUGUA